AUGAACCUCAAUUCUCCAUAUACACGAAGUAAUGGUGGUAACCAGCGGCACGUGGCAUCGACAACGUCCUCGUUUGCCGGUUCACCAAAUUCAUACCACCACCAUCACCACCACCGCCGCCAGAAUGAUGACAAUGAAUCGCUAUGUACACGGAACACCCAACAGUUUAGCUCUGACCCCUCUCUUCAUCCAUCACCUGUCGAGCCAAAGUUCAAAUUCAACCUUAGCACGAGUAAGAACAACAACGCAGUCAGUUUGGCCCACUUGUUAUCCAAUGAAGAGGACAAUAUAGAGGGCUUGUGGAAGAUGUACCGGAAGGCGAAGGACUCUUUACCUUAUAAAACCAGAAUGGAAAACUUGACGUGGAGAAUGAUGUAUUUGUCAAAUAGAGACUCCAGCAAGGGUGACAGUGUAAACGGUGACGGAAAUUUGAGUACAAGGUCGCAUUUGAAGCACGGAGAUGAUCGUCAUACGCCACACCCGUUUAAACCCACCACCAAUUCUACUCCAAACAUCAAACCUAAUAACAGCUCUUUCCAAAGUAAAAAGCCACAGCGCUGGGGCAAUAAUGACAAUUUCAACCACAACAAGAGUCUAAACAUCACGUCAGAUUGUUCCCGCCGGAUUAUGAAUAGCAACGCGACAUCUGAUCCAGGGGCAGAAGACUUUGAUUAUGUGGCUCAUAUAAGAAAAAUGGGGGCAAAUGGGCUACAUGCUAACGACGACUUUAAUUAUUUCCCAAAUCACCAAAGAAAGACUCAGGACGGUAUUGAUGAAGAAAACGACGACGACGAGGAAGAAGAAGACGAAGACGAAGACGAAGAAGAGGAAGAGGUAACUAUGGGAGGGAUGACUUCAAUAAGCAAUCUACCAAAGAAGCGCGCGGCCCAGUUCUCGCCAGAGAUGAAUGCAACGAAACCGCUUUCGCAAUUGUCUCAACAGUUGAACGACUUUCAUCAAAUAGACUUGUCUCAUUCUCAUGACGGCCACCACCACUUCCAUCAUGGCUUUUCCAGUCCUGCUAAUCAGCAGCUGCUGAGCUUUGCAACUUCAAAAAGAAACACUGACCAUCUGAUGGAUAUCCCUCAUAAUCAAGGGCAGUUCCAUAUACCUCCCCAAUCCACAUCUUUUGAGUUUUCAUUGGACCCCUUGGCUUUUGAAGGACCAAACACCAAUUUCCAGAGUCUCCAGCCGCACUCGUCUUUCCAAGACAGCAUCACUUCGUCGUACGAGCGACCUUUGUUUGAUGACUUUAUACAUACCCCUACUCACCAGAGCGCCACCGCCGCCUCUUCCGUGCCCACCAUUACCCCGUCCACGACUCAGUUUUCCACUUCGCUUCCGGUAUCCAACUUUUACCAUUCACGCAACCACGGCCAGUACCCACCAACUGAUACAGCGACCACCACAACGACGCCAUCGAACUUGUUGAGACAGGAAUCGCUUGCUUCGUUGCCUGAGUACAACUCGAUACAUGAGUUUCAAAGCAACGCCAAUAGCCGAUCAAGAACCCAAACCCCCGUUGGACAAAUGCUCAAAAAUAAGCACCCCAAUGAGUUUUUUUUGGACCCUCCGCGGCCGCCGAACAUGGGAGGUGAUGUGAAAUUCACGCUUCCAAGCCAGAACGAUGACAAGGUAGACCCUUUACUACGAGACAUUACCUCCUCGUCAAGCAAGAAAAGUAAGAAGCAGAAACCUGACAAGCAGCCCAGUAAUAAUCGACCGGGCAAAAAGGGGGGCAGUCCGCUGGAAGGGGUCAUUAGCUCGGGAUCUGGAUCAGGCGCAGGCGCAGCAUCAUUGUCUUCGUCAACAGGAGCGGCAAGCAACAACAACAACAACAACAACAACAACAACAAUACCGGAGUAUCGUGUUCCAACUGUCACACCAAAACAACUCCAUUAUGGCGAAGAAACCCUGAGGGCCAGCCAUUGUGUAAUGCCUGUGGACUAUUUUUGAAAUUGCAUGGAGUAGUGAGACCAUUGAGCUUAAAGACUGAUGUGAUUAAAAAGCGACAACGUGGUGGGGCCAGCUCUGAAUCUAAAUCCGCUGAAACUAACAACAACAACAACAACACUAACAGCGACAACCGGAAGGAAAGAGACGACGGCGAUGACCUCAAUCCCACGUCGUUUAAACGCGAGGACCGCAAACCAAUACCCUCGGGCUCGAUUACAAGAGGACCCUCGGCCGCCACGGGAGGAGUGCGAAAGGCAAGGCGACCAAGUAUGAAGAGGAACAAAUCAAGUACACGAGUAGCAGACACUAUUCUUGCCAAGACUGCAGACCCCACACCGUCAUCACUUCCAAUCUCAAUGACCUUUUCCGGAUUCAUGAGCCAGAACCAGAACCAGAACCAGAACCAGAACCAGAACCAGAACCAGAACCAGAGCAGCCUCAAUAACCCAACGCCACCACAUCACCAACACCAACACCACCAUCAUCUUCAUCUUCAACAUCAGCAUCCAUAUCAACUACAGCAACAACAACUUCCGGCGAAUAGCAACGAAACAUUUUUGAAAUCGUCCCCCUCGGUCAAACUAGACGACUUCAACACUUCAACCGUGACGACGCCCGUGAUGGGAUUCGGACCCAGUAUCACCGGAACACAUCGUUCGAGCCACGCGCACAACCACCUGAUGAUGAUGAUGAUGGACGACGACUUGGCUUCUCACUUGAGCGGCGGCACCAACCACGGCAACAAUGGCAGUGCCAACGGCACUGGCACCGGCGAGUGGGAUUGGUUGAGCAUGAACUACUGA
Messenger RNA from Lodderomyces beijingensis, 2760 nucleotides. The record is from the annotation of a GenBank genome assembly. NCBI's taxonomy places the organism in Eukaryota, Fungi, Ascomycota, Pichiomycetes, Serinales, Debaryomycetaceae.